GGAACCAUCUGUCAUGGUUGCCACGCGAGGAAGAGGAGGACGUGGCACUAGAGGAGGAGGACGUGGAGGUCGAGGACGUCCACAGUGCUCUUACUGUAAGAGAGUGGGUCACACCCAAGAAAACUGCUACUCCUUGCAUGGCUUUCCUUCAAAACCCGCCAAUAUCUCUAAGGCUGAAACUUCCACUUCCAACUCCAAGUUCACUGAGGAAGAGUAUCAAGAGUAUCUGCGAUUAAAGUCUAACAGUUUGGCGCAAUCAUCUCAGUCCCCAAGUACGUCCACAGCUUGCAUUUCUCAAUCCAUGGAAGGUCUAAAUUCAUGGGUAAUUGACUCGGGUGCUUCUGAUCACAUUUCUGGAGCGUGGCUCGGGGAGACAGAUUGGAGAAGGAUAUGAAGCUGGAGGUUUAUACCAUUUUGGAUCUCGUCCACGGGUAUCUUGUGUUGCAGCUCUUCCCCCUAAAGUGUUACAUGAUCGGUUUGGCCAUCCUCACUUGUCAAAGUUAAAAAAGAUGUGUCCUGAACUUAGUGGUCUUCAGACUUUAGAAUGUGAGUCAUGUCAACUAGGAAAACAUGUUAGAUCUGUCUUUCCUAAAAGGUCUCAAUCAAUGUGUACUUCUA
This is a messenger RNA of Vigna angularis (adzuki bean), 618 nucleotides long. RefSeq lists its product as uncharacterized. Gene Ontology annotation, molecular function: nucleic acid binding; zinc ion binding. NCBI's taxonomy places the organism in Eukaryota, Viridiplantae, Streptophyta, Magnoliopsida, Fabales, Fabaceae. The record is from RefSeq and is a predicted model, not a curated record. The transcript has 2 exons. The coding region runs from base 14 to 394 and encodes 126 amino acids.